AGCAACGGAUGUCGUAAGCUGACGCUAUAUAAAAAUCUCCCAAAGGAGAGAAAGAAAGCGCGUUAAACAAACGUAACCUAGUACUGUGGGUAAAUCAACCAUCCAUUCAACCAAGAUUGCUCUGAUUUUUUUUCUUCUUCAGCUCUAACUUCUAUGGCCGCCACUGCAGGAUAAAAUUUGGCUAUAUCUCUCCAUCUCUUGUGCCAAUUGCUGAGUACACAAGUGUAUGACUGGGUGAUCAUAUAGGACUAGUUUAAGUACGGUUGAGAGUUGGGAUCUGAAGUUGUUUUUUUCCAUUCCACCAUCCAUGUGUUCUUUACUCCAUAGUUUGUUGGUGGACUUAGAUGGCAAUUACCUUACUGGGACUACAUCGUAAAAGCCAGGUUGAUAAACUGUCACUCUUAAUGGAUCGACCAGAAAACCACAAUGUCACUCAGCACGUUAUUGACAUAACAAGUAGCAUUGAUGCUUCCUCUUCUAGCUCAUCCCAUGAUAGACCAUUUAGUGGCAUAGAUCCGCUGCAACAUGAAGACCGACCUUCUACUAGUGUGAGGACCCCAGUUUUUCAACCUUCAGCAUCUUCUGCCAAUGGAUCAACCUCUAGAAAUUCAUCAUUUAUUAGGAGAGGGGAUAGGCAAGGCCGCCACCGUAGGAAUCCAUUAAAUUCUGGUCUGUGGAUUUCUAUUGAACUUGGUCUAACAGUUUGCCAGAUUAUUGCAUCAAUUGUCGUGUUAUCUUUGUCAAAGCACGAGCGCCCACAUGCUCCGUUGUUUGCAUGGGUUGUGGGUUAUGCAUCCGGAUGUGUUGCAACGCUCCCGAUUCUGUAUUGGCGUUAUCUUCAUCGCAACCAGACUUCAGACCAAGAUUCAUCUCAGCCUCAUCAGGGUUCUUCUGUUAGCAACCUUGCUGUGAGACCUACAUCUUAUUCAUCUAUUUUUAGUACAAGGACUUCAGAAGGGGAAGAUCGACGUAGUACUGGGACACCAUCUAGAUUUGGCCUGAAUGUGGAAAUACUCACUACAAGACUCAAGGUACUGGUGGAAUACAUCAAGAUGGCUUUGGAUUGCUUCUUUGCAGUAUGGUUUGUGGUUGGCAACGUGUGGGUCUUCGGGGGGCACUCUUCUGCCUCUGAGGCUCCCAACUUGUACACGUUGUGUAUAGUGUUUCUUACUUUUAGCUGUAUCGGAUACGCGAUGCCAUUUAUUCUGUGUGCUACAAUCUGCUGCUGCUUCCCUUGUAUAAUUUCCAUCCUGGGCUUCAGAGAGGAUCUGACUCAAAAUAAAGGAGCCACAUCAGAAUCGAUAAAUUCUUUGCCAACCUACAAGUUUAAGAUAAAGAAAGGUAAAAAUGGUAAUGAUAGAGAAAUCAACUCAGGUGCAGGUGAGGGAGGGGUUGUGGCUGCAGGAACAGAAAAGGAACGGGUGAUAUCAGGAGAAGAUGCAGUUUGCUGCAUUUGCUUGGCUAGGUAUGCAAACAAUGAUGAGCUUAGGGAGUUGCCAUGUACUCAUUUCUUCCACAGGGAAUGCGUGGACAAGUGGCUAAAGAUUAAUGCAUUAUGUCCCCUAUGUAAACAUGAGGUUGGUGAGAGCAUUUUGGGUUCGCUCUCUGAAGCAGCUGCUAGCUUGCGACGUCUGUAAGUAGGGUGGGUAAUGGUUUGGACAAAAUUGUGCUAAGAUUUAGUGACAUAAUGACCUUUAUCGAAUAUUUGUAUAUUAAGUGAUGCUUCGAGUUUGGGACUAUUUGCCCAAAACUUCAUUGCCUCUAA
This is a messenger RNA of Cornus florida, 1765 nucleotides long. Its product is annotated as E3 ubiquitin-protein ligase At1g63170. Gene Ontology annotation, molecular function: zinc ion binding. NCBI's taxonomy places the organism in Eukaryota, Viridiplantae, Streptophyta, Magnoliopsida, Cornales, Cornaceae. Bases 345 to 1637 code for a protein of 430 amino acids. The transcript is spliced from 5 exons. The record is from RefSeq and is a predicted model, not a curated record.